AAGAAAUGUCAAGUCUUUUCUAACCUAAAAGUUCAAACAUUCGUAAUCUUAUUAAAUUGCAAAGUUAAAAUGUCUCAGUUAAUAAAUACUUUCUUAAGGAAUCCUGUCCUAAAGAGUGUAAGAUUAUAUGUGCCAUGCCGGAUGAUCCAGUUAACUCCAGUUCAGCAACUGUACGCGCCCGCAGCCCUGGGAAUCGAUGGCUACCUUCAUGCCAGAAGGAGAAUCAAGGAACAAUUUGCAAACUUUACCGAUAAAUUCAGGACAAAGAUGACAGAAUUCGUGGGCGACACCAAGAACAUGGUAUUCACAGAAGAUCUGAAGAAUAUGGUGCACAUUGCUGAGCCUUCAGAUUUGGAAUUGUGUCUUAAAAUGAUUAAAAAAUUCAAUACACAAAGUUCCGAGUACCGAUUUGGAUCCUUUGUGUUUGGGCCCGUGGUAAUGAGGAUGUUCCAUUUUCUGGAUGCACCUAAUGAAGCUUUAAAAUGUUUCGAUGACCCAGAAAACGGUGGUUUCUUUGACCAACUAGUCACAUACCAGAUACUGUUAGACCUGCUAUACAGCCACCAGAUGUAUGAUGACAUGUACAGGGUGUUUGAGAGAGUGAAAGAUCGCCAGAUCAAUAUGACCAAGUAUCCGAAGUAUCCAGUGGUUUUAAUACUUGCAGCUUGUUAUAAACAGAAUACACCACAAAGUAUGGAAUAUGCAUCAAAGUUAUGGUCAGAGAUGAGCAAAACAGGCACUGUUCCACUAAGAAGAGCAUGCACAUUCUUUGCUGCAUUGGCCCUUAAGCAGGGCGCCCCCCACAUAGCCCUAGAGUCGAUAUCGUCGCAGAAACAACAUUAUGUCACAAUCCGAAACAUAAAGGCGACAGCGUUAGCGGCCAUGGGUAGAGUAGACGACACGUUGCCGGUGCUUCGAACUAUAUUGGACAUCGACUCGCCGCAGCAGAAAGACAAACACACAUUCUUCGAAGAAACUGUAUUGAAAGUAAAGGAGGCAGUAGAGAAGAGCGAGAACAAAGACCUGCAGAAAGAGUUCGAUGACAUCCACAAAGCGUUCGUUGAUCGGCAGUUAAUAGAUUCGAAGCAGACUCUGGACAUGCUGCUGAACGCCGAGAUCACAGCGGUGAAGAAAACCGACAGGCCGGGCAGCGGCAUGCCGUCAUACAAGAAGCAGAUGCCCUACGGACUAAGGCAGAAUAGGCGUAGCUAAUACAUAUAAUA
This is a messenger RNA of Cydia amplana, 1223 nucleotides long. Its product is annotated as pentatricopeptide repeat-containing protein 2, mitochondrial-like. Gene Ontology annotation, molecular function: protein binding; RNA binding. Bases 70 to 1212 code for a protein of 380 amino acids. Lineage: Eukaryota; Metazoa; Arthropoda; Insecta; Lepidoptera; Tortricidae. Gene Ontology annotation, biological process: mitochondrion organization; regulation of mRNA processing; multicellular organism development. Gene Ontology annotation, cellular component: mitochondrion. The transcript has 9 exons. The record is from RefSeq and is a predicted model, not a curated record.